AUGGCGCCCUCCGCGCUCUCCUUCCAGAGCCUCGGCACGCGGACCGCCAUCAUCCUCUCGUUCUGGUCCGCCAUCCUCCUCUCGGUGCCCUUCUGGCUGCAGACGACCAACAUCGUCCGCCUACCCCUGCCGUCCCAAAAGGUCGCACAGCUCGAGCGGGAGCGCACCUGUCCCGUACGCUUCCGCUCAUCGCUCAACGUCCAGCUGCCACACGCCCUGCACGCCUCGCCCGACGAUCCCGACUCCUCGACGGCCAUCGAGCUCGAGACCAAGCAGCUGCUGCUCGACAGCCUCGAGCUCAAGAGCAGGCGCGCGGGCAUACACGGCCUCGCCUGCACAGACUGGACCGUGACCGUCCAGUCUCAAGACGUCAAGUCAUUUGGCAAGGCUGCCGACUUUGACUUUCUCGUGCUGCAUGGCCGUCCCUCUGACGCUCCCGGAAUCUCAGAGGAUGGCUUCGUCAUCGCACUGCCUGCGCUCGACGAUGCUGCGGCAGCGGGCCCCGACAUCAUCAGCGCGGCCGUCGUACAGCGCCUCUUGCGCAUCAUCGGACAGGACGAGCUCCCCGUUGCGCAGUCUGCUGUCGACGCUGAGGCGGCAGAGGCGAGCACCGUUGAACAGGAUCCGCGCGUCAUCCAGUACAACAAGGACAUCCGGCUCGUCUUCAGCCUGAUGAACGAGGAUGCCACGCAGGGCGAUGCGUGGAGCAGCUCGAUACUGCAGAGCCUCAAGAGCAGCAGCGAACAAGGUACGGGCGACGUGCCCACACCGCUGGGCCCGAUCACGGCUCUCUUCGACGAGCUCCACGGCCUCCACGACUUUCACGUCGAGAGCCAGGUGCAGUGGCUCGCUCCGCUGCAGUUCAAGCCGACGGUCGAAGACUUCGAAAUCAGGGAGGAGUCAAUGGUCGAAGAGACGUACGAGGAGGCCAUAGAGGAGGAGGUGGAGGAGGACGAAGCCGAAGGAGACGGCGCGGAGCCGACCACCGAGACUACGACGGCUCCAGCAGCCAACGUUCCUGAUGCGACGGACAGCACGGAGGGAGUCAUCAAUACCGACGAGGCGGAGGUCGAAGCGCUCUUGAAGACGGUCGAUGACGUCCAGAGCGAAGAAGCCGAGGUCGAUGCCAUCCUUGGAAGCCGACCAGAAUCGGCGCCCGCUCCUUUGUCGUCGUCAUCGAAAGCGCCCGCGGUUGCCGGGCCAAGACGGAGGCGGACCAUCACCCGCCACAUCCCUAGGACGAGGCUGGUACCCAGGGUCACUACUCGCAACGAGACCCGGCGCCUCGUCGAGUGGGACGACCUCAAAGUGUUUGUCAACUCCGCCGAGUGGAGCCUGUCGUCGACUGUGGCCCCGCAGUCGCGCCUAGAGCGAGACGGUGGCGUCGGCAACCACGAGGCGGCAGACCAGGUGGCGGGACAGACGCACGACCUGCAUUUCCUCAUCUACGUCCCCUCGGCAUCCAAUCGGCCGCUGCAGAUCCGUGAUCCCGAGACUGGCGGGGCGAGCGACAGCAAUGCCUGGCUCAUCCCGCAGUGGGGAGGCGUCGUGAUCCUCAACCCCUCCAGCACCGAGGACGCCUCCAACUCGAGCGUGCACGAUGGACCCGCGAUCCGCCAGAUCCCUUCGGAUCAGCUGCGGCAGGCCAUGGAGCUGUUUGCCCAGCAGCUCGAGAUCCUCGUUGGCUUCCCCCGCCGUCAAGGUGACGCUCCGUUCUCGCAAGGGCGCGAACAGAGGCUGGACGCGCUGCUGUCGAAGCGGAUCCUGGAGAAUGCGCGCGAGACGGUCGAGACGCUGGCAGGCAUCGUGCGGCUGGUGGACAAGAUCGAGAACCUGGGCGUAGGCGAGGAGAUCAGGAAGGACGUCGACCGCGCCAUCGAGGUCCUCGAAUCGCUCAAGACGCACCUCGAGCGACGCUCCUUUGACCGACACACACACCUGGUCGAAGCGCUGCGCCUGUCCUACACGGCCUCGACGCUAGCAUCGCGCGCCUUUUUCAGCCCCAAGAUGCUCGGGCUGCUGUACUUCCCCGACGAGCACAAGUACGCCGUCUACACGCCCCUCUUUGGUCCGCUGCUCGUGCCCCUCGUGGUCGCCCUGAUCAAGUGCAUCAAGGAGUGGACCGCGAGGAUACGGGAGGCGAGGAGAGCCAGGUUCAAGGCCAGGGCCUCGCCUCGGAAGGCCAGGGUGAGGCUCUCGACGGGCCGGAUCGAGUCGUCGUAG
Molecule: messenger RNA, 2223 nt
Organism: Pseudozyma flocculosa PF-1
Lineage: Eukaryota; Fungi; Basidiomycota; Ustilaginomycetes; Ustilaginales; Ustilaginaceae
Exons: 2
Coding region: 1-2223 (740 amino acids)
Biological process (GO): attachment of GPI anchor to protein
Cellular component (GO): GPI-anchor transamidase complex
Source: RefSeq, a predicted model, not a curated record